AUGGAAUUAUACAAGUACUUAGAAAGUACGUAUCCUGGUCUGAUAGAUAUCAAAGACAACGAGGGAAAUAAUCUCGUGCAUUCUGCCGUCUGGGUUGGAAACAUGGAAAUGCUUAAGGUCCUCUUAGAGAAAGGUUUGGAUAUAAAUGAUAUAAGUGAAAAAGAGAAAAUUGUGCCACUUCUGAGUUGUAUAAAUGAUAAAACAGACAUUUCUAAACACUUGUUGGACAUGUAUCCUUAUUCAAUAGAUACCAGAGACAAUUGCGGUGAAAAUACUAUACAUGUUGCAGCAUGGUGCGGUAAUAUUGACUUCCUCAAUUUUCUCGUGCGACAUGGUUUUGAUAUCAAUAGCACUAGAAAUGAUGGGAAGACUGUAUUACAUCUGUGUUGUAGGAACAGUAAGAUAGACAUGUGUAAAUUCUUGGUCAAGGCUUAUCCUCAUCUGCUACAUGUUGAUGACCAUAAUGGUGUGAAUGCUUUACAUGAAGCAGCCUGGAGUGGAAACAUUGAUUUGUUUAAAUUUCUGUUAGAUAAAGGUCUAGACGUUAAUAUCAAAGAAAGAAAAGAUGGGAAUACUGUUUUACACCUCUGCUGUUUCCAUGGAAAGAUAGACAUGUGUGGUAUUUGA
Saccostrea cuccullata (small rock oyster) is the source of this 627-nucleotide messenger RNA. RefSeq names its product putative ankyrin repeat protein RF_0381. The transcript has a single exon. Bases 1 to 627 code for a protein of 208 amino acids. The record is from RefSeq and is a predicted model, not a curated record. Gene Ontology annotation, molecular function: protein binding. NCBI's taxonomy places the organism in Eukaryota, Metazoa, Mollusca, Bivalvia, Ostreida, Ostreidae.